This is a messenger RNA of Nanorana parkeri, 1758 nucleotides long. RefSeq names its product splicing factor 1 (gene SF1). The transcript has 12 exons. Bases 1 to 1713 code for a protein of 570 amino acids. The record is from RefSeq and is a predicted model, not a curated record. Gene Ontology annotation, biological process: regulation of mRNA splicing, via spliceosome. Gene Ontology annotation, molecular function: mRNA binding; zinc ion binding. NCBI's taxonomy places the organism in Eukaryota, Metazoa, Chordata, Amphibia, Anura, Dicroglossidae. Gene Ontology annotation, cellular component: nucleus.
AUGGAUUUUCAACGGAAGCGGAAGCGCAGUCGCUGGAAUGAUGAAACCCCAGAUCAGAAGACCAUAAUUCCUGGGAUGCCAACAGUUAUACCCCCAGGACUCAGCCGUGAGCAAGAGAGAGCAUAUAUAGUUCAACUGCAAAUUGAGGAUCUCACUCGCAAGCUUCGCACUGGAGACCUGGGAAUACCCCCUAACCCAGAAGACAGAUCGCCAUCUCCUGAACCCAUUUAUAAUAGUGAAGGAAAGCGCCUGAACACACGCGAGUUCAGAACACGAAAGAAAUUGGAAGAGGAGCGUCACAACCUGAUCACAGAAAUGGUGGGAUUGAAUCCAGACUUUAAGCCACCUGCCGACUACAAACCACCUGCUACACGAGUCAGUGAUAAGGUUAUGAUUCCCCAGGAUGAGUACCCAGAGAUCAAUUUUGUGGGUUUGCUGAUUGGUCCAAGAGGAAAUACACUGAAAAAUAUUGAGAAAGAAUGUAAUGCUAAAAUUAUGAUUCGGGGAAAAGGGUCGGUGAAAGAGGGAAAGGUGGCCCGCAAAGAUGGGCAGACCCUUCCUGGCGAGGAUGAGCCACUUCAUGCCUUGGUAACAGCCAAUACUAUGGAAAAUGUCAAGAAAGCUGUAGAUCAGAUUCGGAAUAUCCUCAAACAAGGUAUAGAGACUCCAGAGGAUCAGAAUGACCUUCGCAAGAUGCAAUUGCGUGAGUUAGCACGGCUGAAUGGUACUCUGCGUGAAGAUGACAAUAGGAUACUACGGCCCUGGCAAAGUACUGAAACACGUACCAUUACAAACACCACGCUGUGUACAAAGUGUGGAGGAGCUGGUCAUAUUGCUUCGGAUUGCAAGUUUACAAGUGUUCAGGUGCGACCUGGAGAACCUCAGUCUGCCCAGGAUAAAGCAAGGAUGGAUAAAGAAUAUCUCUCUCUCAUGGCAGAACUGGGUGAAGCUCCUGUGCCUUCCUCUAUAGGAGCCACAACUACUCAGUCCCACAAUCCUGUUCAAGGAGGUCCAAGGCCAAUUAACAUGGCAGGAAGCCAACCACCGCUGAAUCGUCCUCCCUGGAUGGCCACGGAUAGGCCAUAUCCGGCUUUGCAUGGUGCGCCUCACUCUUUCCCUGGUCCUAUGGGAGGAGCAGGAAACGGCCCACCCAUGCAGCAUAGUCCUGCUGGUCCUCAUCCUCACUGGAUGCAGCCACAUCCUGGAGCCCAUCCACCUGGUCCCCAUCCCAUGGGUCUCUUGCAUUCUCACCCCAUGGGCUUAAUGCCACCUCCACCACCACCACCACCUACUGGCCCAGCACCACCACCACCGUCAGCCCCUAAUUUGCCUCCCUGGCAGCAACAAGCAACAGCUGCCCCUCUACAGCAAACUGCACCCCUUUCUUGGCAGCAAACCUCACAAAACACAUCUGCCUCUCUUCCUCCAUGGCAGCAGCAAGGAGGAGCCACUGCUUCAUCAGGCACAUCCAUGCAGACGAAUGCUUCCUUGGUGCCGCCUCCUCCGGGUGUUCAACCUCCACUUCCACCUAGUGCUCCUCCACCACCACCUCCUCCUCCUCCAGGAACAUCUGGCCUUCUCUAUGCCCCACCACCUCCACCCCCACCUCCAAUUGAUCCUUCUAACUUUGUAACAAUGAUGGGUAUGGGGGUUCCAGGUAUACCCCCAUUUUCUAUGCCCCCUGCUCCACCACCACCACCUCCCCAAAACUAAGCACGACAAGUUAAUUUGUCGACCAAGCAGACCUUUGCCUUUUCU